This is a messenger RNA of Pelobates fuscus (common spadefoot toad), 2902 nucleotides long. RefSeq names its product TLC domain containing 3B (gene TLCD3B). The record is from RefSeq and is a predicted model, not a curated record. The transcript has 5 exons. Gene Ontology annotation, molecular function: sphingosine N-acyltransferase activity. Gene Ontology annotation, cellular component: endoplasmic reticulum; membrane. The coding region runs from base 434 to 1267 and encodes 277 amino acids. NCBI's taxonomy places the organism in Eukaryota, Metazoa, Chordata, Amphibia, Anura, Pelobatidae. Gene Ontology annotation, biological process: ceramide biosynthetic process; lipid homeostasis.
UAAAUCCCUCCUCCCUAGGAUGCAAGCCCUCCUCUAGUCUGUGUGUCUCUCCCUCUUACUGUCACAGAUCAUCCCUGCUCUCUCUGUCUGCCCCUUCCCCUGCUCUCCUCUGUCAGCCUAGCAGCAUCCCUGAGCCCCUUCCCCUGCUCUCCUCUACCAUCCUGGCAGCAUCCCUGAGCCCCUUCCCCUGCUGUCCUCUGUCAUCAGCUUGGCAGCAUCCCUGAGCUGCCAGAACCAGGGUACCACUAGGCAUCCCUCAUUGUGUGCCUCUCCUCCUCUACAUCCCAAUUCCUUGCUCUCUGAAUCCUUUCCCAUUCCCCUCCUCAUCCCCCCCACCCCUCUUUAUCCUUUCUCUGUCUCUCCAUUACUCCCCCCUCUCCUCUGUGCCUCCCCCCUCCCCCUCUCUUUCUGCCACAUCUCUCCUCCUGCCGCAAUGGUACAUGUUUUAGCGGCGGGCAGCCUUUUCUUCCCAGGUCUGUUUCUCCUUUCUAAGGCAGGACUGCGGAGACUGCAGCUUUUCCGUGGGGAGGAAUCUAACACCAUCAUAGUGUCUGCCAGAUUGGUGUCCUCCAUACAAGCUGUCUUGGCCUCCACAGCAGGAUACAUUGUAGCCACUUCUUGCAAGGAUGUCAUUGAGGAUCGGCACUGGCUCGCUGCCACUUACACACGCUUUGCUGUUCCAUACUUUAUCUAUGAUGUGUACGCCAUGUACCUGUGCUAUUGGCAUAAACACAAGGUGAAAGACCACGCCAGCGGCUGGCAGCUCACCAGGGCCUAUCUGCGAAAGGAGUUUCUAAUGGUCCUUCAUCACGUCUUCAUGGUGGCUGUCUGCUUCCCUGUGUCUGUGCUCUGGAGAGAAGGGAAGGGAGAUUUCUUUUUGGGCUGCAUGCUGAUGGCCGAGGUCAGCACACCUUUUGUCUGUCUGGGCAAGGUCCUCAUCCAGUACAAGAAGCAGCACACCCUACUGCACCGUGUUAAUGGCGUGCUGAUGCUGGUGACAUUUUUCUGCUGCCGACUCCUGCUCUUCCCCUACAUGUACUGGGUGUACGGGCAGCGAGUGGGCCUCCCUCUGUACAAAGUUCCCUUCAGCCUCUCCCCAGAGUAUAACAUUGGAGCUGCUAUCCUCAUGGCGCCUCAGGUCUACUGGUUUUACCUAAUCUGCCAAAGAGCUUACACUCUAUUCCGGCAGUCUAUACUUUGCCAGCGGCCCAAGAACGGACAUCCAGCUUCGGAAAUCUCAGCCAAAGAUCAGGACUGCUCGCAGUGACAUUGGCCCUUUUCACUUUCAUUCUACUUACCCUCACCCUGCAGGAUUCAGUGACCCCUCCACCCGAAAGAGACCCCGCAGGGCCAGGGGAGCAUUAAAAGACUGUGUCUUUCACUGGAGGCAAUAAGGCACCUUGUGAUGCUCUGCUUAAAUGGAAAGUAUUGUAAUUAUGUUGGAGAGAGAGAGGUAGGGAUGCAGUAUCCCACGUCUGUAGCUUUGGAGGGGUAUAAUGAAAUGUAUGCCUUGCCCAAAGAAUGCCAGUAUUAACUUACCCUGCAAAACACCACGUAACCACAGGGUGUCAUCAGUCUUCAGCACCAUUGAAGUGUAUGCCCCUUGCAGUACAUGUAGUGACCACAUGGUGUCAUCAGUCUUACACACCGUUGAAGUGUAUGCCCCUUGCAGUACAUAUAGUGACCACAUGGUGUCAUCAUUCUCACACAUCACUGAAGAGUAUAUCCCAGCAGUACAUAAUGCCAGAUUAGAAUAUGACAUAAUCCGAGGUGUGACUAUGUCCUCAGAUCCCCCAGGUAGUCUCUGUUUACUAUUUGGCACACAGCGUUAGAUUCUGCACACACACACACACACAUAGUGACUGCAGAGUGAUAGUGUAGGUGACAAAAGCAUACAGCUUGCAAUGCCCACAAGUAACCUCUAGGAGUCACUGUUCCUCUAUUGAUAUUUAACACAUGGUCAUUACUGGCUGAGGACAACCACACAUCCCAGACAGGUCAGCAGCCACAGCGCUUACCUGCAGCGAAGGAUUCUGGGAAGGAGAGGCUCAUAAUGAACCCCUUUUUACCCACAUACUUUACCCUGUGUGCCCUGUCGCAAACAGCUGAUAAGACAGCCUGGGUGAGAGGGCGCAGCUCAGAGAGUCCUCUUAUUCACUGGACACAAGAAUGUCACCCACAUGGUAUUAUUCACAGUAUCAGUAUAAUAGCGCCAUCCAGUGAGAGAGCGAACACCAUCGGCAUACUCCCAUCCAUUCACACACACGCACUCAUUCACAUACACUAACAUACAUUCACACACACGCAAUCAUUCACAUACACUCACAUACAUUCACACGCACUCACUCAUUCACAUACACUCACAUACACACACGCACUUAUUCACAUACACUCACAUACAUUCACACACACGCACUCAUUCACAUACACUCACAUACAUUCACACACACGCACUCAUUCACAUACACUCGCAUACAUUCACACACACGCACUCAUUCACAUACACUCACAUACAUUCACACACACGCACUCAUUCACAUACACUCACAUACAUUCACACACACUCACACAUACUCAUAUACACAUACUCACAUACAUUCACACACACCACUCAUUCACAUACACUCACAUACAUUCACACACACGCACUCAUUCACAUACACUCACAUACAUUCACACACACUCACACAUACUCAUAUACACAUACUCACAUACAUUCACACACACGCACUCAUUCACAUACACUCACAUACAUUCACACACAUGCACUUAUUCACAUACACUCACAUACAUUCACACACACGCAGUCAUUCACAUACAUUCACACACACACACGCACUCACUCAUUCACAUACACUCACAUACAUUCACACACACGCAGUCAUUCAUUCACAUACAUUCA